CUUCUCAAUUGAGCUCUACAAACGUAACUAUCUAUCUUCAAGAUGGAAGCUAUUGGCACAUCUCUGAAGGAAGCUCUCAAGUCUGCCCAGUGUGAGGAUCGCCUCACUGUUGGUGUUUAUGAGAGUGCCAAAAUAAUGAAUGAUGACCCAGACAGCGUGUCUCUCUGUGUUCUGGCCACCGAUGAGGAGUGGGAGUGUGACAUUGCUCUCCAGAUCCACUUCACCCUCAUCCAGUCUUUCUGUUUUGACAACGACAUCAGCAUCGUCAGAGUGAACGACAUUCAGCGCCUGGCCGAGAUUGUUGGGGACAAGACUGGCCAGCUUGAAGAUGCCCACUGCUGUCUUAUCACGAACCCAGCUGAUGGUUCUUGGGAGGACGCUGCUCUGGGGAAGCUGCACCUGUUCUGUGAGGAGAGCCACAGUCUGAACGACUGGGUUCCAGAGAUCACCCUUCUUGAGCGCUGAUCUGGGACUUGACUCUUCUCUCUUGAGAUGCUGUAAACCUUCAACCUAUAAGGAAAUACUCAUCCGUUUACAGGAUGACACUGUUUCUCAUCCCUGGAUACUCCUGAGGAGGAUUCCGAUCCAGGCAGCGCGAGGCCGGCCCAAGUGGCCCCCACGAUUCGUUGUCUCUUGUCCCGUCCAUACCAAGAUGACUUCCAUUCUUUAUGUGAAUGAGGUCAGGUAUGCCACGAGAGCGACAAAAAUGGCCCUCAUUCUUUGUGCGGAUGAGGUUUGGAGAGAAAGGAGAAGUGAGUUCUGCAUCUUGUGGUCCGAAGAGCAAACGUCUCACGUUGAAGCACGCGCAGUAGGAGAAGAAGCGGUGCCAAGAAGAAGCGUUCUUAAAAAGGGACUUUUUAAAAUGUCUUUCUUGCUGAGCAGGAUAACGCCGUUGCAUUCAGCGAUAUACUUACCACUUUCCAGAAUUGUCUUAAUUCUCUAAAGGUUUCACUUUAGAUGAUUUAAAUAUGACAAAAACAGAAAACAGAAAUACAUUUUUUUAAAUGUACUUAGAAUACUCUAAAGGUUUAACUUUAGACCUUUAACAUGAGAUUUAUUAAAAUUUUUAUGAAAGAUUAUUUCAGUUGUUAUUAUCGAAAAUGUUACAAUAUUGAACUCCUGAUUAUGUCAACAACUAAAAAGAAAGAUAUAUUACAUUUGUUGUU
Oncorhynchus gorbuscha (pink salmon) is the source of this 1166-nucleotide messenger RNA. RefSeq names its product growth arrest and DNA damage-inducible protein GADD45 gamma-like. The record is from RefSeq and is a predicted model, not a curated record. Bases 43 to 465 code for a protein of 140 amino acids. The transcript is spliced from 3 exons. Gene Ontology annotation, biological process: regulation of cell cycle. Lineage: Eukaryota; Metazoa; Chordata; Actinopteri; Salmoniformes; Salmonidae. Gene Ontology annotation, cellular component: nucleus; cytoplasm.